GGUACUGCUUAAUCUAAUCUCUGAACUCCCGGCCACAGCCCCAACCAUGGCGCUCUUCUGGAUGUACGAUAAGGAGAAUUCUAUAUAAAAUUCCUCGAUGGAAAUUUUGAAGGCAGUUUAUCGAAAAAUUCCAAGUGAUCAACAUAUGAUGAAACAGUUGCUUCUACUCUUAGCCGCUUUAGUGUUUGCCGUGGAUGCGCAGAUCCAUCCGGAUAUUAUAGAGGACGCGCAUUUAGACGCGCUUGGAUUGUUACGGAAGUACGGUUAUCCAGCCGAAGAGCACAUCAUAGAAACAGACGAUGGCUACCUUCUGGGAGUCCACCGCUGCCCGGGCAGUCCCUUGUCCCCACCUGCACCCGGAAAGCCCGUAGUUCUGCUACAGCAUGGCAUGCUGAGUUCUUCAGCUGACUACAUCCUGAUGGGACCGCAAACCGCUUUGGUCUACAUGUUGGCCGAUGCCGGAUUCGAUGUCUGGCUGGGCAAUGGCCGCGGUAAUCGCUACUCCAACCGUCACCGAACCCGGAACAACUCGACCCAGCAGUUCUGGGACUUUUCGUGGCACGAGGUCGGCAGCAUCGAUAUUCCGAACAUGAUCGAUUUCAUCCUUGCGAGAACUGGACAACAAGGUCUGCAGUACGUGGGACAUUCGCAGGGUACGACCGCCUUCUGGGUAAUGAUGUCUCAGCAUCCGUACUACAACCGUCGAGUCAAGAGCGCUCACUUGCUGGCUCCGGCGGCUUACAUGCACCACACCCGCAGCCCUUAUGUCAUUUUCCUGGCCACUUUUCUGCAUACAACCGAGCUGAUGAUGCAGAUGAUGGGCACCUGGUACUUUGCCCCAACCAACGAGAUGGACAUCCAAGGCGGACUCAACAACUGCCACGACGGAGCUCCUUUCCAACAGAUGUGUACGAUCCACACUUUCCUGAUCGCAGGGUUCAACACCCAGGAAGUCAACUACACUAUGCUUCCGGUCAUCCAUGCUCACUCUCCUGCGGGAGCGUCAGCCAUGCAGAUGAUCCAUCAUGCGCAGACAAUCCGUUCGCGAAUCUUCCGCCAGUACGACCACGGACCAACGUUGAACAUGGUCCGUUACGGAUCGAUGGUUCCUCCGCGGUACAACUUCGACAACGUUCAGGCUCCAACGCUGCUCUACCACAGCACCAACGAUUGGUUGGCAGCUCCGGAAGACGUUGAGCUUCUUCGUCGGGAGCUUCCGAACGUGCACAAGCAGUACCUGGUACGGCAGCCGCAGUUCAACCACAUGGACUUCAUCUGGGCCAUCAACGUACGGCCGCUCCUGUACGACGAACUGUUGUCCGACUUGAGGGCAUACGCCUAAAACUCCCCCGCCGAUGAGAGCAACGAAUAAACAUGACGUAGCUGAAA
Molecule: messenger RNA, 1389 nt
Organism: Aedes albopictus (Asian tiger mosquito)
Lineage: Eukaryota; Metazoa; Arthropoda; Insecta; Diptera; Culicidae
Product: lipase 3-like
Exons: 3
Coding region: 98-1342 (414 amino acids)
Molecular function (GO): hydrolase activity, acting on ester bonds
Source: RefSeq, a predicted model, not a curated record